AUGGGCGGGCCUUGCCGCGCGCGCUUCCUCGACAACCCCACCACUUACCUGCUGCUGCAGGUGGCGCUGCGCCUGGGCCCGGUGCGUGAUGCGUACUGCCUGGUCGACUGCAACGACGGCCUGUACCCGGUGGCGCGAGACAACCUGGUGAUGGUGGUGGGGCGCGUGCCGCCGAGAAGGCUCACCAUUGCCCACUGCUUGCGACCUGGGUCGUGGGCGCUGGUGGCAGGCCUUGCGGUCGUGUGGGUGAUGGCUCGCCUGGCUGCCGGGGCGACGGGUGUCCACCAGGGCCCGGUUGCAGCCUUCCUCACCGCAGCGUCCGGCCAGGCGGUGCGGCGGCGCCCGGGGAGCAGCGGCCUCGCUCUGGUGCUGAGCUGGUGCGCGGUGGUGUUGGCCGCGACGCUCCGCGCCCAGCUCACGAGCUUCCUGGCGGUGACGUCGGAGGCGCCCCAACCGCAGACGCUGGCGCAGGCGCUCGCGCGGCUCACCACGGUGUACGACCGCACGGCGCUGUUUCGCACCACGCGGGCCGCCUACGAGGCAGACGAGGGUGCUUUGCUUCUUUCUUUCCUUCUUUCC
Messenger RNA from Gryllus bimaculatus (two-spotted cricket), 579 nucleotides. NCBI's taxonomy places the organism in Eukaryota, Metazoa, Arthropoda, Insecta, Orthoptera, Gryllidae. The record is from the annotation of a GenBank genome assembly.